AUGGCGCCCACAGACCACCCAUCAGCGGAAGAGCUGCUCAUAUGCGAGCCAGAAGGUGGCGUGCCGAAUGCCCCGCCAGACCUACGUUUCUUACACUACAAUGAUGUUUACCACGUUGAAGCGGGGUCAAGAGAGCCUGUUGGCGGAUAUGCGAGGUUUCAAACCCUCGUAAAUUACUAUAGGGACGAUGAGAGGUUCAAGGACCAACCAAAGCUUCUGACUUUCUUCUCGGGUGAUGCGUUCAACCCGAGCAUUGAGAGUAGUAUCACAAAGGGAAGCCAUAUGGUCCCUGUACUAAACAACAUUGGCACAGACGUUUCUUGCGUAGGAAACCACGACCUCGACUUUGGCGUAAAGCAGUAUCGCUACCUCACAGCCAAAUGCAAAUUCCCAUGGCUCCUCGCGAACGUCCACGAUCCAGCCCUUGGCGACGGUGUCCCUCUCGGAAACGCGAAGAAGACGAUCAUGCUCACGGCAUCCAACGGCAUCAAAGUCGGCGUCAUCGGACUCGCAGAACGAGAGUGGCUUGAUACAAUCAACGCGCUACCACCGGACAUCAUAUACAAGAGUGCCUCUGAGACUGCGAAGGAACUCAUACCAGGUCUGAAGGAGCAGGGCGCAGAGAUAAUCGUUUGCGUGUCGCAUCAACGAGAGCCAAACGACAACAAGCUGGCAAAGCAAGUUGGAGGAGGAUUGAUUGAUAUAAUCCUGGGUGGACAUGACCACUACUACUCUUACAACCUUAUCAAUGGAACACAAGUACUGCGGUCAGGCACAGACUUCAAACAACUGUCUCACGUUGAGGCCUGGCGGAAGCCAGAGGGCAAGGGAUGGGACUUCAAAAUCAUACGGCGAGACAUUGUCAGCAGUAUACCUCAAGAUCCCCAGGCCAUGGCGCUGGUAGAAGAACAGACACGGGAGAUUAGAAAGCGACUAGACAAACCUAUCGGAUAUACCGCCGCACCACUCGACGCCCGAUUCACAACCGUACGAACAAGAGAGUCGAACAUUGGAAACUUUGUCUGCGAUCUCAUGAGGUACUACUACUCAGCCGAGUGCUGUAUCAUGGCAGCCGGAACGAUACGCGGAGAUCAAAUCUACCCUCCUGGCUUGUUGAAGCUCAGGGAUCUUGUCAACUGCUUCCCGUUUGAAGAUCCGGUCGUGGUACUGAAGGUCACCGGCAAGGCAAUUCGAGAAGCAUUAGAAAACGGCGUCAGCAAUUACCCGGCACUAGAAGGAAGAUUCCCGCAAGUAUCGAACAUUACCUUUGAAGCGGACUACUCGAAACCACCACAUUCGCGGGUUUCCAAUGUGACGAUUGGAGAGGAACCUGUAGAUGAGGAGCGAGAGUACGUACUCGCUACAAGAGGGUACAUGGGCCGUGGAAAAGACGGCUACACAUCCCUCCUCAUCGAAGAGGAAGGCGGAGUUGCCAAAGAGCUCGUCUCGGAAGAAAACGGCGUUCUCAUCUCCACCAUCCUCCGCCAAUACUUCAUGUCUCUCAAAGUACUAGGCAAAUGGAAACGCUGGGGCAAAUCCAUGAACACGAAAUUUACAUCGAUUCAAACGAAUCUGCAGAAGAACCACGGUCACGCUUUUCACGACCCAUCUCCUACAUCUCCUACCCAGUCCCGUGGUAACAAUGCUCCUCCUGUGGAUCAAGGCGUGAGCAGAGUCCUGGGUGAUUCGAACAAACGCGACAACAGCCCGAACGACACGACCGACUCGGAAGAUCCGGAUGUCGAUGAAGAUGAAGACGACGGACCGAUGUAUGAUAGCCGUGUGCCAAUACAGUUCACAGACAAGCAGACGGAGAUGAUCAGAAGGGUUAUGAGGAAGUGGUGGCGUGUUGCUGGUCUCAAAGGAAAUCCUAAGCUGUGUGAUGAGCUUGGUGGUGGUGAGUUCCAGGUUAAUUGGACAAAGGCUAUUGCGCCGAGGUUGGAGGGGAGGAUUAGGGAGGUCGGAGCUGCGGUUAAGAUCGAAGCAUAG
Alternaria arborescens is the source of this 1989-nucleotide messenger RNA. RefSeq lists its product as hypothetical. The coding region runs from base 1 to 1989 and encodes 662 amino acids. Lineage: Eukaryota; Fungi; Ascomycota; Dothideomycetes; Pleosporales; Pleosporaceae. Gene Ontology annotation, biological process: nucleotide catabolic process. The transcript is spliced from 4 exons. The record is from RefSeq and is a predicted model, not a curated record. Gene Ontology annotation, molecular function: hydrolase activity.